Diorhabda carinulata is the source of this 793-nucleotide messenger RNA. RefSeq lists its product as uncharacterized. The coding region runs from base 154 to 756 and encodes 200 amino acids. The record is from RefSeq and is a predicted model, not a curated record. Gene Ontology annotation, biological process: signal transduction. Gene Ontology annotation, molecular function: protein binding. Lineage: Eukaryota; Metazoa; Arthropoda; Insecta; Coleoptera; Chrysomelidae. The transcript has a single exon.
UUUAAUAUUGUCAAGGUUGAGGUUACAAACUAAGUGAAGUAGAAGAGUAAAAAUGUUAGGUUAUGCGAGGAUUAUUCCAGUUAUUCAUUGUUAUCAUAAGUUCAUAUUCCAUGGUAUAAUUUAAGUUACUAUAUGUGAAAUUGUCAAUAGAACAUGGUAAAUACACUUGAUACAAAAAACGGAAAUCAAGAACUUGAGAACCUUAAACAAUACUUUGAGAAAGUUAUUGAUUCGAGAAGAAUAUUUGAAAAGAUUCAAAGUUUGGACGACUUGAUACGUAUAUUAUAUAAACGAGAUUGCGAUUUACAAGAACUCUCCAAUCAGUUAAAAAUAAUAAAUGAUAAUAAAACCGUAUGUAACGAGUCAGUAUCGCUAAAUAUUUCACCCCAACAGAGAAUUGUUCCACAACUAGUUUUACAAUCAUGUAGGAUUAAUCCACAACCAGUUUUAUUGGAACAAAGAAUUGAUGCUAGAAAAAUUUUACCAAAUGUACCACAAGAUCCAAUAGAAAGAAUUGACCAAUUGAUAGCUGAUGAGAUUGGUCAAAAAUGGAUGGAUUUAGCAAGAAAUCUCAAAAUCCCAGAAGGUAAAAUUGAUGAAUUCAGUAACUUUAGAUUAUCUGAAACAAUAAGGGAAAUACUUAAAUAUCACAGGAACUCUGAAAUUAUGUGGAAAACAAGCCUUUGUACUGCUCUAUGUAAUGCAAGACGUAAAGAUUUAUGUAUUGAAGUCCAGAAAAUAUUGGAAUUGUACUAAAUGAUAUUUUGUACUUAAAUACAUUAUACAUCUUCAA